AUAUGUUUUGGACGAUUUUGCACAUCAGUGCAAUUCUCCCACGAAGAACAGCCAGCAAAUUGGGUUCUGCUAACACCAUACACCCCUCUAAGAGCAGCUGAUGGUGAUGUUCUUCAUGGGAAGUUUCGAUCUCCCAUUCUUGAGGAAACAGAAGGAAAGGCGCUUGUUAGAGCCAACGCUGUGUUGGAGAAGGUCAACAUGGUCCACAACUGCGAUCACAGAUGUGCCUUCACCAUCACUGAUCAUCACUGUGCUGAAGAAAGAGAGAUGGUAACAACAGAAAGGUGUGUCUUUCAGCAUGAUAUGGCUAACAAAACAUAUCUGAUAAACAGAUUUUAUCUUGGUGAGACAUGGAAAUACAUUCCCGACAUGGCUCAGGAUUGA
Paramuricea clavata is the source of this 384-nucleotide messenger RNA. NCBI's taxonomy places the organism in Eukaryota, Metazoa, Cnidaria, Anthozoa, Malacalcyonacea, Plexauridae. The record is from the annotation of a GenBank genome assembly.